GCAGAAUCGUGAUUGCUACCUGGGCACAGCACUAAAGAGGCCGACCCUGUCUCCCCCUAUGAAUGCCCUUACUUUUCUGAGGUCACACUCGCGUUUCCACGACGCAAAACUCUUCGGAAACCUGGCUUAUCUGUCGCUAUCCAUCACACUGGGUCCUGUAAGCAUUAUAAUGGAACUUGGAGCAGUCGAAAUCUUGGGUUCGCGUAUCUAUUGAUAGCGUAUUCUGCACCACGCGGUUUAUGGGCCUAGUUGGUCAUGGUAUACCACAUUAUUAUCUAUGGCAUGAAGCAGCAUAUGGGUUUCUUGUGCUCUUGUCUCGAUGUCUGCACAAUUCUUCACCCUCGUCUCAUUGCUGUUGAUAUCCUUAUUCCUCGAGGCCAACGCGACCCCGGUCUCAGCAGGGACGGAUCUUACCAUUCACAAACGCUUCGCAUCUAGCAUUCUUGGGGAUGUUCAGCUCCAUUACGUGGAGGAUUCAGGCGUAUGCGAAACAACCGCUGGGGUACAUCAAGUUUCCGGAUACAUCGACGUUGGAACGAACAUGUCCAUGUGGUUCUGGUUUUUUGAGGCUCGAGAGUCACCAGAAACGGCCCCGUUCACCUUAUGGCUGAACGGCGGUCCAGGAUGCUCGUCAAUGAUUGGCCUUUUCCAAGAAAAUGGGCCCUGCCAUGUAAAUCCCGAUGGUGCAACCACUGUUCUUAAUCCAUAUAGUUGGAACAACCUUAGCAAUAUGAUUUACAUCGAUCAACCCAUCGGCACCGGUUUCUCAUUUGGGACGGACACCGUUAACAGUACACUGUCGGCAGCCCCAUUCGUUUGGACGGCAUUUCAGAUUUUAUUCGAGAGUGGACAGUUUUCGAAAUUCGAAAGCAGGGAAUUCAUCUUUGCCACUGAAAGCUAUGGUGGUCAUUACGGGCCAGCUUUUGUAACUUACUUCGAUCAACAAAACACUUUGAUUCAGCAAGGGAAAAUCAAUGGGGUGGAGAUCGUCGUCAGCGCCUUGAUGAUCAACAACGGUUGGUACGACCCACUCAUUCAAAACAAGGCCUACAUAGAUUUUGCUACGGACGCUCCUGGAUACGGACAACUUCAAAGCGAUGAAGUACUCGAAGAGAUGAACAAAGCGUACUUUGGUAGAGACGGAUGUUUGGAGCAAGAGCAAGCGUGCUAUGCAGCGGGAAAUUCGAGCAGCUCUAACAAGAUAUGCCGCACAGCUGACGAUUUCUGUAUUGACAACAUUUUCGUUCCUGCAGUCGGUGAUCGCGAUUCUGACGAUCUCAGGCAGAAUUCCUCGGCUCUGUUCCCUCCCAGUUUUUAUAUUGAUUUCCUUGCCAAUACAACGGUUAAGAAAAGCAUCGGGGCCACUAGCGACUACUCCGAGUGUCCCGAUGCUCCGUACGAGCUGUUCGUCCGAACAGGAGAUGACGCAAGGACGCUUCUGCCUCAGUUGGCUGCAUUGGUAAACUCUGGACUUAACAUGUUGAUCUGGGCAGGUGAUGCUGAUAUCAACUGCAAUUGGCUCGGAGGACAUGCGUCUGUUCUCGCUAUGGACUGGUUCGGGAAGGAAGCCCUAGCAAACACGCCGUUUACCAAUAUGACCAUCGAUGGCGCUGCAGUCGCUGCGAUUCAGAACGUCGAGAAUUUCUCCUUCGCACGUGUUUAUGAAGCAGGCCAUGAAGUUCCCGCUUUUCAACCUGCGGCUGCUUUGGAAAUAUUCCGCCAGGUAAUCAACAAGGAGCCUUUACAUUCGGUUUGAAAGAUUGCACGUAGUCAUGAAAUCCCAGUCGUGCUUUACGACAGAAUUACAUACGACCCCUCUACACUUUCCAGAU
Molecule: messenger RNA, 1832 nt
Organism: Guyanagaster necrorhizus
Lineage: Eukaryota; Fungi; Basidiomycota; Agaricomycetes; Agaricales; Physalacriaceae
Product: alpha/beta-hydrolase
Exons: 13
Coding region: 320-1756 (478 amino acids)
Biological process (GO): proteolysis
Cellular component (GO): fungal-type vacuole
Molecular function (GO): serine-type carboxypeptidase activity
Source: RefSeq, a predicted model, not a curated record